Molecule: messenger RNA, 903 nt
Organism: Dentiscutata heterogama
Lineage: Eukaryota; Fungi; Glomeromycota; Glomeromycetes; Diversisporales; Gigasporaceae
Source: the annotation of a GenBank genome assembly
AUGGAUGCUUUAAUUCCUAACAAAUUUGUACACAAUACCAAUGAUGAAAAUUUGGAUAUUACAACAGGUAUUCCUUACAAGAUAAUAAACGAUGGGCAUUAUUUAGAUAACGGGGGAGGUGACUAUGGUUCUUAUGUUAUACUAUCUGGAUAUUCAUAUGAUCGAAAUGACUCCAAUUAUUCAAGGCAAAUAUGGUUCCUUGAAGAAUCGUCAAAUUUUGGAGAAUAUAGAAUUUCAAGUAAUGGAAAGUUUUUAGAUACCUUUGGAGGUGAAAAUGGAUCAGAAGUUCGCAUAAGUUAUAAAAAUCAUUUUGAUAGUCCUUAUUAUUCAAGGCAGCUAUUGUCUUUUUUAAAUCAGAAUGAUUCUAAAUCUAAAAAAGUACAAAUACAAAAUCUAUUAAAUAAAUGUUAUUUAGACAAUUGGGGUGCAUAUUCAACUGUUCAUUUUAGUUCCAAUAUUUAUAGUCCACGCAAUCCUCUGUAUUCAAGGCAGCUGUGGAAAUUUGAAACUUCUGAUUAUAAACUCAAUGCCGUGAUUGAAAAUUUUAAAUACGAUAAAAAGAUUAAUGAUUUAGAUUCAUAUACAACUAAAGUUUCUUCUGUUAUUUUUACCUCAAGAAAUUUAUCAUGUUGUAGUAAUUCUUGGAAGGCAGAAAUAACUCCUUCUGAAAAUACUCCAAAUAUUACAUCUUGGUCUUUUAAUAAAACCAAGGAGAUAACUUUUUUAGAUCAACUUGAUGUUGACGUAAAAGCCGAAUAUGCAGGUGUUAAAGGAACUUUUCAUGAAAUAAUCAAGUGGAAAAAUAAAUCAACUUCUUUAAACACUACUAAAAAACUAAAAUUAGAUGAGACAAAUAUUUCUGGAAAUUAUUUAAUAGAAAUUCAAAAUAAAGAAGAAGUUGAG